This is a messenger RNA of Caenorhabditis sp. 36 PRJEB53466, 950 nucleotides long. The record is from the annotation of a GenBank genome assembly. NCBI's taxonomy places the organism in Eukaryota, Metazoa, Nematoda, Chromadorea, Rhabditida, Rhabditidae.
AUGAGCGGUAGCUGUGGUAUUAUAGAGUAAGUUUUUACUUUCUAAAAUUCCAAAGCCUAUCUUUUCGUUUCAGCCCGGACACGCCUCCACCCAAGAUCUUAUACAAAAACCGGCGUGCUGUGAACGGAGAGGCCUACGAGCCAACUCAUCACGAACACGUGGCAAAUACAGUAUCCCAUGCAGUCGGCAUUGGACCCUCCAUACUCAUUUUCCAUUAUUUUAUGUGCGCCUAUGCUCACCGCGAACUUCAGCACGUUCUCAUGGUUGUGUACGGCGUCUUCACGACACUCUUGUUCACUUCUAGCACCAUUUAUCACUUUUGCGAACUUUUGUUCAGAGAAAACAAUAAGUGAGUUCUGGGAACAAAGCUACGUGAAAUUUCAUUUUGUUCAGACAUCGAAAGCUCCGGUAUUACUUGCACAUUUGCGAUCGAGCAGCCAUAUACAUGUUCAUCGCUGCUUCUUACACUCCGUGGCUGACAUUACGGUAGGACUGGAUUCGCUAUUCACAUCAUAAACUGUGUAUCUAUUCCAGACACUGCGGUCUGCCCGGCCUCAACUUGAAGUGGAUGAUUUGGGUGUUCGCCCUGCUCGGCAUACUGUAUCAGUACAAUUUCCACGAGCGUUACAAGACCCUCGAGACGAUCCUCUACAUUCUCAUCGCCGCCGGACCGUCCGUCGCCAUUUUUACGAUGAACGAUAGGACGGGUCUCGAGUGGAUGAUGAUCGGAGGGAUUAUGUACGCCGUCGGAGUCGUCUUCUUCAAAAUGGACGGGAUUGUCGCGUUCGCGCACGCAAUUUGGCACAUUUUUGUGCUUUUAGGUGCGAUUUUGGAACGUUUUUUCUUAAAUAAAUACAAUAGGUUGGUUUUCAGGCGCUUCGUGCCACACCUACGCCGUCUACGCCUUCUUGUUGGGUCCCGACAAGAACAAUCCAGUGCCGGAGGUUUAG